This is a messenger RNA of Aspergillus pseudotamarii, 2292 nucleotides long. Its product is annotated as transcription factor domain-containing protein. Gene Ontology annotation, molecular function: zinc ion binding; DNA-binding transcription factor activity, RNA polymerase II-specific; DNA binding. The transcript is spliced from 5 exons. The record is from RefSeq and is a predicted model, not a curated record. Lineage: Eukaryota; Fungi; Ascomycota; Eurotiomycetes; Eurotiales; Aspergillaceae. Gene Ontology annotation, biological process: regulation of DNA-templated transcription; DNA-templated transcription. The coding region runs from base 1 to 2292 and encodes 763 amino acids.
AUGAGCACACAUAUAUCAGCUAAUCCACGUCAGCAGAUGGUCGAUGGGUCUGCAGAUGGGAUCCAUGGACAAAGAGCGCGGCGAACGCGUCGGGCGCCACUGGCAUGCCAGCAUUGUCGACGUAGGAAGGUCCGUUGUAACCUGGCGAUAGAAGGGCCACCAUGUGUCAACUGCCGCCUGGACGGCUGGAGCUGCGUUCUCCCUCCAAGAAAACUGCCUCGCUGCCUUGCACCAAAGCGAAAGGGUGACGACGAUCACCCGCCGGAGAGUAGGGGUGAAGAUUGUCCCCAGGAUCCAAACGACGCUAAGGAACAGAGGGAGAAUAAUAACGCAGCUUGCCUGAAGCCGGCGCACCGUCAAAUAAAAAAUUCCGGUGCCAGAGCUUCAAUAUCUUCGACGUUGGUCCCUUUCGCAUACUACCCCUACCUAAAUGUCCCCAAUCUCGAUCGUCUACCAGCAUCAGAUAUUGCCUACCUGGAUUCCCAGAAGUGUUUCAGUGUGCCGUCGGGUGAAUUUCUCGAGACCCUUAUUUCGCACUACUUUCUUUAUGUGCAUCCAUGCUUACCCGUUAUCAAUGAGGCCGAAUUCUGGCCUGUAUUUCGACAGCGAGAACGAGGCAAGACCUUUUCCUUGCUCCUCUUCCAGACGAUGUUAUUUGUCGCAACCAGCUAUCUCCCUGUGGAGUACGUGAAAAGAAGCGGUGCACAAUCAAUAAUUGCUCUCCGAGAUACUUUCUACAAGCGCGCCAAGGUACCAGCACCCACUUUGAUUUAUGAUUUCAGCCUCGAGGAUGAUCAGCUUCGCCUUUGUCAAGCUGCAAUUCUGCUCACGUACCGGUGCUCUAGCAUAGAUCAACUCAGCAACACGACGUGGCUAGCGCUUGGAAUCCAGCACGCGCGUGCAGUGAAGGCCCAUGUCUAUCAUCGUUACCCUGAUAAUGAGAGAGCUACCCGUGUUACGCUUAAACGUCUUUGGUGGUGCUUAAUCAUUCGUGAUAGGCUGCUCUCUUUAGGAGUGCGGCGGGCUGUACAAAUCCUCCCAGAUCACUUUGACGUCGCGUCGCAUUCCCCCCUCACGUGCGAAGACCUGGAAGAUGAGGUCCAUGCCUCGGAGGUCUACGACGCUACAACGAAGAAAAGGCUGCUUGACAUACUCACCAGCCAGUGCCACUUGGCUGUAGCGAUGACGUUGCUCCUCAUGACGGUCUAUCCUCCAGGUGGCCCCCUAACCUUUGGAGAAGACUCAACCCUAAUCUUGGCUCGAACGGAUGACCUCAAGGAGCGUCUUCAAUUCUGGGAAUCAAACCACAUGAUUCAGGUCUCGCCAUCAGAUUGCCAGUGGCACCGAUCCGUUGCCUUCUAUUGUCAGUUGAUAUCUUUAUACUACCAGUCCGCUCGGCUAGUACUCUAUCAUUACAUAUCCUUUUGCCUCUCUGUUCAAAAUGACCGGGAGUCUACUGCUCAUGAUCUUGAAUCCCAGGAGCUGCACUUAAUGGAUGCUCUCACAACAAUGAAUCAGAGAGUCAAAAGAUUUGUGAUCGACGGCACCGCAGGUCAGCUGCCAAUCGGCGUUGUCGCAUACACCGUUGCGCCUCAAAUACUGCUAAAUAUCAAUCUUCGACUGAGUCGGAACGAUAUAGACCGACACCGCCAAGAGCAUCUUCUUCGAUUUUACACUGAGAUUUCCCGUCUGUACUCAAUACGUUACGAUGUGGCCUAUAUUUCGUCCUGGAUUCGACAUAUAGUACAGCUGUUCGAUUUGUCCGUAUCCCGCUGCGGCCUUGGCCCCGCGAGACAGCAAAGCCAGCUUUCCGAUGAACCAUCUCAAACACCUGUGGCUACCACCAAUCGAUACUCUAAGGGAGGGUUGUCUGAGCUCCUUAGAACCAAACCAUCCGUCUAUUUUGAGCUUGUUGCUGUUGUGGAUUAUUCUAUGUCGACCGGCCGCGGCGCCCUAGAAGCCCCUAGUUCCUUUACCAUCCUGCCGUCGUUCCUCCGAUAUAAGGAUCCUAACCCACCGAUAUCGUCCCCUAUCGAAGAUUCGAGUACCCAUGAACCGGCAGAUGAUGAGCCUCUAUCGUGUUCAGAAAUGGCAAAUUUGCAGGGGGUUAUAUCUGGAGAGUGCGACUUCUUCCCAUUAGAUGGAAUGUGCCCAGCUCGAGCCUCGACUGCGAGUCCUGCAAUGAUGCCUUCCGAUAAUGAGGGUAUACAGAUGAACAACACUCCAUUCGUUCAUGAAAGCUCGUCGUUUGCCGACAAUAUUUGGCGCGAUCUGGGCUUAUGUGGGGAGUAA